GUGCGGGGACUCGGCGACCCAGAGCGCCUCUCCCGCGGUGCCGCGGUGCGGAAGUCGGGGCGCGUUGGCGCGCAUACUCGCUCCCUCCCUUGGCCGCCGUUCCCGCACCGCGGGGCAGCGGGCCUGGAGGCCCCAUUGAGAAGUAGCUUUCCUUUGCCUGGUGCGCCUUUGGCUGCAUGCCCGGCAGCGCUCAGGGUGCGACUGCCCGGGUCAGAUAGCACCUCAGGGCGAGCCCCGGCGGCCUGAUCUCGCCAACCCUCCUCGCCCGGGUUGCAACCCGGUGCGAGGCCGCCCGCGCCCUCCGAGUGUCCGCUGGUGCAGUGGGGGUGGACUGGCCGGCUGUGGCCGCGUGCGAGCGUGUGGAUUGGGGCCCGGUCCGAGCCAGAAGCGUAAGCGGCAGAUGUCGUCGGGCAUUGCCGCCCUCGCCCCACCUGUCGCGGGUGGACUUUGGGGCAGUACCUGGAGUAGAACAGAAAAAUUAUUAUGUCUGUGUUUCCUUGGGACUCAUUGGAAAUUGUACAGUGACAUCUUCUGGGAUUUAGUCUGGAUUGUGCAGACUGGUGCUUAAAAUGGAAGUCGAUAUUAAUGGAGAGUCUAGAAGUACUCUGACCACCCUGCCCUUCCCUGGGGCCGAGGCCAACUCCCCAGGAAAGGCAGAGGCAGAGAAGCCCCGGUGCUCCAGCACACCCUGCUCCCCGAUGCGGAGGACCGUGUCAGGCUACCAGAUCCUACACAUGGACUCUAACUAUUUGGUUGGCUUCACGACUGGUGAGGAACUCCUGAAGUUAGCUCAGAAGUGCACAGGAGGUGAAGAGAGCAAGGCAGAAGCCAUGCCAUCCUUACGCUCCAAACAGCUAGAUGCAGGACUUGCCCGUUCCUCUCGUUUGUAUAAAACCAGAAGUAGGUACUACCAGCCAUACGAGAUUCCAGCUGUCAAUGGCAGGAGGCGAAGGCGGAUGCCCAGCUCAGGAGACAAGUGCACUAAAUCUUUACCUUAUGAACCUUAUAAGGCCCUCCAUGGGCCUCUGCCUCUUUGUCUUCUUAAAGGUAAGAGGGCUCACUCCAAAUCUCUGGACUACCUCAAUCUAGAUAAAAUGAUCAAGGAGCCAGCUGACACGGAAGUGCUACAGUACCAGCUUCAACACCUAACCCUCCGAGGGGACCGUGUGUUUGCUAGGAAUAAUACAUGAAUGACUUGCAGAGAGCUUAAACCAGUUUAGGUCAGCCUACGCUUGGCUGGAAAAAACCCACUGCUGUACUCUGUACAUGACUCUUCACACUAUAGAUGGUUAUAUCAGCUAAGUGUUCCUGGAACAUAAAAAUUGUCUGGAUCAAAUUUGAAUACAGGAAUGAAAUCACAGGUACUUGGGGGGGAUAUCAUUCUAGAGCACGCAACUGCAAAGAAAACAGAAAGUUGACUGUUAGUUUGUAUAGCUUUUUAGCUAGGAAAAAAAGGCUUUGGUACAGUAAUUUCAUCUUUAUGAUUCUGACCCUCAAAUUGGGAAUGUUAUCUGCUUGAUUGUUGCUGACUUGAUAUGAUUCAUUAGAAAUUUAUAUCUUAAGUACUCAAGUACUUCUUGAAUCUCUGUAUUUUACUAUAAAAUGUAUGUAAUUAUUUGUUUUAUGAAAUUUAGAACUUGAACAUUGCUGAAUUGGACCACUUUUUAUUUUUAAAUAUUGAGUUUAAAUAUUUUAUAACUGGUUUUGCACUGAAAAAAUUAACAUUUCAGAUUGACAACAGAGUAAUCUUUCUUCACUUGCCUCAAUAAUAUUAUUGAGCAAUGAAUUUUUUAUUUCCGCAUGGAAAGUUAUUGAUCUCUAUGGCUGUAAAAUAUUUCUUUAUAGCGUUAUUAAAGUGUGUCUUAAUAAAAUUAAAUUUGGGAUACAAAGUAUUUAUUUUACAAUGGGUGGGCGGGGGAAGCUUUUCCAGAAAGUUUCCAAUGUGAUGUUUUCAUAAGUUGAAAAAACUCUCCUUAGUGCUUAUUUUCUAACUUAAAAUUCACCUGGAACUUUAAAUUGGAAAGGAUUCUUUUAAUUGUGGGUUAUAGGCAUAAUACUGUUUGCAUCUGAAUUUUCUGUAAGUGAAUAAAACUUUUAAUAGAGGAACUCAUGAUUUGUACUAUCGAAUGAUUAAACUAAGUAUGAAGUGAUACCAUUCAGCAUGGCAUCAGGUCAUUCCAGUUUUAGUUCUGUGCAACACAAGCACUCACUGAAAUUCCAGUUUCUAGGAUUAGCGUAGGAGCCUAACGUGCUUCUACAGUUUUAAUGGGUUAAUCCUGGAUUACUUAACAAUUUAUGUCAAUUGCACUGGUUUAAUUUGUUGCUAAAGAAAUAAUGCCCUGGCUUUAGUAACAAAUACAGCUCAACUAUUCUUGAAUAUAUUUUGAAAAAAAAAAAAUGUAUGUAACUUACCUUUUGUAAACGUUCUAUUUCUUUUUUCCCCCAUUUUUGACUCUUAAAGGUGCAAUUUAUUACUGAAUUGGGAUUUCUGGCAGCAUAGAACUGCUUACUUUUUAUUUUGGGGUCUGUGAGUUUCUUAGGUGUUAGCAAUCUUGCUUAUAAAAUAAGAACACCUUUUAAUUAAUGAGUGGGUCAUUCCUGGUGCAAUUGUGAUUUUUCUUUAGCCAGAAUGAAUGGCAAACUCUAUUUAGAGCAAAGUAAGUAUUAGAAAGCCCUAGGAACUCUUAAUCAACGUUUAUUACACUUUCAUUAAGGCAAACUAUGUGAAAGAGCCUUGGGGAAGUUGGCUCAUAUCUUACUGAGUUGAUCAGAUUUCUCGUUGGGCUGGAAAUGUUUAGCUGUUGUAUAUUUUAAGGUAAAUUGCACCUUUGUAACAUAUUGUAUUGACGAAUGAUCACUAAGAUUAGCUAUAUCUAUACAGUCAUUAGUUUGACAAGAAAUAGAAUCCUGUCAGAUGCCAAAGAGUGGGAUUUUUACGUUUAAUGAUUAAACACCAUUAUUUAUUGACAAUUUACCCUGUGGAACUGUAUUAUUUCUAACUAUGAAAUAAAGGGGUGAUGUAAACACACAUUGUUGUGUGGUGCUUUAAACUAGGUCCACCAUCAACAGGCUACUUACUGUUCAAGAAUUCCACUGAAUUCCACUUAAAAUAUCUUAUUUUAAGGCCCUAUUUUUGUUAAACAAAACAGUGACAACAACAGAACUAUUUACUUAUGAUGCUCAUUGUCAUUUUACGAUAAAAGAUGUAUUCAUGGCAAUGAUAUGUAUUCAGCCUAUUAGGAAACACAACUGGUUACCUGUGAGACCUGUUCUGCCCAUGUGCCUAAGUUUCUUAAUAAUAGCUAAAUAAAAAUGUGUAGCUUUU
Macaca mulatta (Rhesus monkey) is the source of this 3325-nucleotide messenger RNA. RefSeq names its product macrophage immunometabolism regulator (gene MACIR). The record is from RefSeq and is a predicted model, not a curated record. Gene Ontology annotation, biological process: negative regulation of fibroblast migration; negative regulation of cytokine production involved in inflammatory response. Lineage: Eukaryota; Metazoa; Chordata; Mammalia; Primates; Cercopithecidae.